AUGACGCUUUUGAAUACGUUCCUCAUGCUUCGUCACUCGAACCCGAAAUGGCUACAGUCUUUCUCCUCGCCCACGCUUGCGAUGACACGAUAUCUGCGCACAUCUUCAAAGGAUAGCUUUCUUGCUACCCAGCCUUCUCAGAGACGGAAAACUGGAAAAGCUGGCUAUCUCGUGACAAAAGCAGACGACCUGAUCGGCUGGAUACGAACAGGAUCCCUAUGGCCUUUGACAUUUGCCACUGCCUGCUGUGGAAUUGAAAUGAUGCACACCUCAAUGCCGCGUUAUGAUCAAGACCGACUGGGUAUCAUUUUCCGUGCCUCGCCUCGGCAAUCCGAUGUGAUGAUCGUGGCCGGCACGAUUGUGAACAAGAUGGCCCCGGCGUUGAGACAGCUGUAUGACCAGAUGCCCGAACCGAGGUGGGUGAUCAGCAUGGGCAGUUGUGCCAAUGGCGGAGGAUAUUAUCAUUACAGCUACAGUGUUGUACGUGGCGUGGACCGUCUUGUUCCUGUUGAUAUCUAUGUACCUGGGUGUCCACCAACAACAGAGGCCUUUCUUUAUGGCAUUUUCCAACUUCAGAAGAAGAUUCGGCGGACAAAGGUGACACGGAUGUGGUAUCGGCGCUGA
Molecule: messenger RNA, 624 nt
Organism: Penicillium antarcticum
Lineage: Eukaryota; Fungi; Ascomycota; Eurotiomycetes; Eurotiales; Aspergillaceae
Product: NuoB/complex I 20 kDa subunit family protein
Exons: 2
Coding region: 1-624 (207 amino acids)
Biological process (GO): electron transport coupled proton transport; mitochondrial respiratory chain complex I assembly; aerobic respiration
Molecular function (GO): NADH dehydrogenase (ubiquinone) activity; 4 iron, 4 sulfur cluster binding; quinone binding
Source: RefSeq, a predicted model, not a curated record